AUGGCGACCGCGUACCUCAAGGAGAUACUUCCGGCAGUCGAAGAACUAUCCAACGCAUUGACCCAGAACGAAGCAAGCUUCCCGCUUCCACUGGUCAGCAAGCCUUUCAUCUCGAAGUCUAUUGAGGUCCUGAUCGACCAGUACCAACGGUUUGGGCACCAUGUGUACGACAGGUUCUCUCAAGAUCAAUUUGGCACUCAGGCGCAGGCCGAUUUGGGUAUGGCGGAUAUAGGAGUACAGGACGCUUUGGAAAAAGUGCUUAAUGUCUUCCGAAGCUGA
Molecule: messenger RNA, 279 nt
Organism: Fulvia fulva
Lineage: Eukaryota; Fungi; Ascomycota; Dothideomycetes; Mycosphaerellales; Mycosphaerellaceae
Exons: 1
Coding region: 1-279 (92 amino acids)
Source: RefSeq, a predicted model, not a curated record